This is a messenger RNA of Chlamydomonas reinhardtii, 8330 nucleotides long. RefSeq lists its product as uncharacterized. NCBI's taxonomy places the organism in Eukaryota, Viridiplantae, Chlorophyta, Chlorophyceae, Chlamydomonadales, Chlamydomonadaceae. Bases 427 to 7551 code for a protein of 2374 amino acids. The record is from RefSeq and is a predicted model, not a curated record. The transcript is spliced from 12 exons.
GGUCUUGGCGAAUCUUGGCGAUCCGAUCCGGAGCCCCAUGGCGAAAGCCAUUGCACUGUUUGCACAGCACAGCAUGCCCUGCGCUUCCAGGCGUAUGGUAUGGCAGUCGACUUAAGGUUGUGCCACACUUGACCAAUAUAGCACAGUGCUCAUGGUGGAGAACGCCCAAGGCAUCACCGAGCCGGCCUGACGCGACAGAUACCCGCAACGCUCGACUUGCCGAAACGCAUUCAGCAGCUAACUAGCUGAUCGUUGAGCUGAAUCUGCGUUAGAAGCCAUGGAUACGGGCCAAGGGGGCGCGCUUUUGCGCAGCUGCAGCCGCUGGUCAGCCCCUAAGUAAAUCGUAGCCAGAACACAGUACACUAUUAAAGACAAAGCAAUAUAUCGCGCAUAUAUAGGCAGUGGCAAGGCUGGGCUACGGCAAGCAUGUAUCGCUGGCCGAAGAGCGAAGAGGGGGGGACUGUCUUGCCGACCCGCCGUUUGGGCUCGACCGUGCUUUCCGCAGCGGCGCUACGCGAGUUGGGCAUAAAGCACCGCGCGCAGGCGAGGGCAGCGGCCCGGGCGCAGGCGUUCGCCGAGCAGGCGCGCGGGCGCAUCGUCAGCGCUGUUGGCCCGGAGCUGAUGCCGGCGGUCGCCAAGGCGCAGGAGCUGCCGCGGGGCGGCAGUGUGGUACUGGUGCCUGGACGGGAGGAGGAGGCGAGAGAGAUGCGCGAGCGCUCGGCCGUGUGUGCAAACGCGGUGAGGGUGGCGGGCGUACAGUCGUACACGGAGGCGACGGCGCUGCUGCAGACCCUGGACAAGGCGCACAUCCUCGACAUGUCGCCGGCGCAGCGCAUGUGCGUGCCGCUGGCGGUGCUGGCCGCCUGCGCGGCAGCGACGGCGGGCGAGGUUGAGGGCGAGGACUACCAGAGCAUUCAGGAGGCGCUUGAGAAGGCGGCGGUGGACCACGGGGCGGGGCUGCGCGAAGACAUGAGCACUGUGCUGCUCGGCGAGUACGCGGAUCGGUCCAUGCGUUUUGGCCUGGACCCCACUGUGGGGCAGCGGGAUGGGCUCGACCUCAUCAUGGCGUGCGUCAAGGCGCUGGAGGCUGACGUGGAGGCGCUGGAGGCUGACGUGGAGGCGGGGCACUGCCGCCUGCAGCAGCUGCCGAAGCACGAGGUGCCGAAGUCGUGCCUCGAUGUCGACUGCGUGCUGCUGUACCUGAAGGCGGCGUACGGCAUCGACCGCUCGCUGGUGGUGGUGAGCCCGGCGGCGGCGUCGGCGCUCCCCGGCUGCUGUCAUGUCGGGGGCGUGGCGGCGGCUGGCGGCGGCGGCGGGCUGACGGCGCAGCUGUACCUGAGCGAGCGCGGCCAGGCGGCGGUGGAGGCGGCGCUGCGCAGCGGCGCUCAGUGCGGCCUGGGCUCGGAGCAGGUGGCGGUGGUGUACUUUGCCGACGGCCAUGCGCAUGCCGUGGUGCUGGGCGGCGGGGUGCUGCGGCUGUCAGUGCCGUGCGUUGGCGCCGACGUCGACGUCGUGGCUGCGCUUACCCGGGCGGCCGUGGAGCUGCCGGCGCCGUGUGUGGCGACGGCGGCGGGUCCGGCAGGCGGCGGCGCGGCAGCUGCGGGGCCAGCGAUGAUGGAGCCGCCCGGCCCGGUGGCAAGGCAGCUCCGCAGUAAUGCCAGCGCACUGCUGCCCGCGAAGCGUAAGCACGACGGCACUGCCAUGCAGCCCACCGGCAAUGGUGGUGAGGACAACCCCACGCAGCCGGUCCCCGUCGGCGCUGCAGGCGCGGGCGGCUCAACCCCUGCUGCGGCGCCAGCGCUGCACGGCGCCACCUUGCUGCGCCUGCGCCUGUGCCUGCGCCUGUGCCUGUGCCUGCGCCUGCGCCUGUGCCUGCGCCUGCGCCUGUGCCUGCGCCUGCGCCUGUGCCUGCGCCUGCGCCUGCGCCUGUGCCUGCGCCUGCGCCUGUGCCUGCGCCUGCGCCUGUGCCUGCGCCUGCGCCUGCGCCUGUGCCUGUGCCUGCGCCUGCAGCUGCGCCUGCAGCUGCGCCUGUGCCUGCGCUUGCGCCUGUGCCUGGGCCUGCAGCUGCGCCUGCGCCCGCGUCCGCGCCUGCGCCUGCGCCUGUGCCUGCGCCUGUGCCUGUGCCUGUGCCUGCGCCUGCGCCUGCGCCCGCGCCCGCGCCUGCGCCCGCGCCCGCGCCUGCGCCUGCGCCUGCGCCUGCAGCUGCGCCUGCGCCCGCGCCGGCGCCUGCGCCUGCGCCUGUGCCUGCGCCUGCAGCUGCGCCUGUGCCUGCGCCUGUGCCUGCGCCUGCGCCUGCGCCUGCGCCUGUGCCUGUGCCUGCGCCUGCAGCUGCGCCUGCAGCUGCGCCUGUGCCUGCGCCUGCGCCUGUGCCUGGGCCUGCAGCUGCGCCUGCGCCCGCGUCCGCGCCUGCGCCUGCAGCUGCAGCUGCGCCUGUGCCUGCGCCUGCGCCUGUGCCUGCGCCUGCAGCUGCGCCUGCGCCUGCGCCUGCAGCUGCGCCUGCGCCUGUGCCUGCCUGUGCCUGCAGCUGCAGCGGCCACGACGCCCGCUCCCUCAGGCCACGUGUCCGCGCCGGCCCCAGCACUGAUGGCCGCACCCACGGCAUUGGAGGAGCAGCCCCAGCCUCUCGCCCAGCAGCACCAGCAGCAGGAGGAGGAGAGGGAGGAAAGGGAGGAAAGGGAGGUGGGACAGGAUGGCGCAUCUGCAGGGCAGCCGCAGGGGCAGGGGCAGGCGGAGGGGCAGGAGCAGGAGGUGGAGGAGGCGCACAAGGAGCAGCAGGCGCCACAGCCGCAGGAGGUGGAGGCACGGCAGCAGUCGGACAGCGCAGGGGACCUGCAGCAGCAGGUGGGCGAUGUGGUCAUGGAGGAGGCUGAGGCGCAGGCUGCGGAGGCGCAGGCGCAGUCGCUGCUGGCGCCGCCCGCGGAGCCACAGCCGCAGCCGCAACCACAGGGCCUUCCUGCUGGGCAGCCGGAACAAGGGGUGCAGCACAAGCAGGAACAGCAGGAGCAGCCACCUAUCCUGGCGCCGCAGCCACAGCCGCAGCCGCAGGGCCACCGCCACAGUCACGGAGCCCCAUGCGGGGUGCCGGACCAGGAGGUGAUUGUGAUUGGAGACAGCUCCGACGAGGGGGAGAAGGAGGAGGAGGAGAAGAAGGGCCAGGCCAAGGCGCCCCCGCCCAAGCAGAAGCAGCAGCGGCGCGUCUUGCACAGAAGGAAGAUGGCGAACGCACCAGCAGCAACCGCCGCGGCGGGUGGAACGUGCGGGAAGGUAGACGGCGGGGCAGCGGCGGGGGAGCCUGGUCCUAGCGGCGGUAGUGCGGCGCAGGUGGCGGCAGCGGCGGCGGCGGCAAUGGCUCAGGUGCAGCCGGCGGCGGCCGAUGCAGCCAAGACAGCCAAGGCGGAGGGCAAAUCCAAGGCCCAGGGCCAGGGCGAAGCAACGUGCCCUGAGCUCAACCCUGAGGACGCAGGCCCUGCGGCUGCUGCGGGUACCGCCGGUGCCAGUGGCGCCGCUCCGGCUGCAGGUGUCGGCGGUUCAGGUGCGGCUGCAGGUGUCGGCGGUUCAGGUGCCGGUGCAGGCGAAGCUGCUGCUGCAGGUGCCGUGCACGCUGGCAUGGGCGAGGGUGGAGAGGCAGCGGGCGGCUCACAGCUGCCAUCAGCACAGACACAGCAGGUGCCCGCAGCGGCCGCAGGGGGCCAGGCGAACAAGGGGGGCACCGGCAAGCGCGUCGCCGGGGCGGCUGGCUAUGGUGCUGACGGCGGCGGCGGCGAUAUCGGCGGUGGCGGCGGCCCGGAUGCACCGGUCCAGAAGCGGCUGCGCGUGGACAAGGGCGGUUGCGCAGGGCUGGGCGCGGCGGCAGCAGCAGCGCCCGGCAGCGCGGCUACGGGUAGCGGUGCUGGUGGCAGCGGUGCAGCGUCCGCACAGGCGAACCCGACUGGCACCGCGCCCGCGCCGAGAGCACGUGCUUCUGCUCCGCCUGCCACGCAGAAAUCGGCAGCUACGCAGAAGGCAGCUUCUACGAAAAAGGCGACAGCUACACCGAAGGCAGCUGUGGCCGCUGUGCCGUCAGCGCCGCGGCACACCGUGGAUUUGCCACCCGGCGGCGCACUUGCAGCGGCAAGGGCAGCGGCAGUGGCGGCGGCGGCACCAGCUCCAUGGCAGCCGCCAAAGCACACCAUCAGGUUGCCGCAGCCCGGCACCAGCACCGGCACUGCUGCUCCCCGCGGCGCCACGGGGCCGGUGGAGAGCUUUGCCGCGCGCUGCUCGCGGCAGACCUUCGGCAGCCGGGGUGCGCCCGGAGCCGCCGGCGGCACUGCGGCACGGGCGGCGGCACCGCCACCGGCAGUAGCGGCGGCGGCGGUAACAGCAAAGGCAGCAACGGCUGCUGCUGUUACUGCGUCGGCACGGCUGGCUCAGGCCGGCAGCAGCAGGAAUGGCGGCGGGCCCUGUAACGCCGGCGACAACGGCGCUGCGGAGGGUACUGGCAGCGGCGCUGGCGGGAGCGGAAGCGGUACACUGGCUGCAACCAUGGCCGCGGCGGCCGGCGGCGGCGCACCUCACAACAAUGACGACGCCAGCGGCACGACGGAGGAGGAGGCCGUCCACACGGAGGCGAAGGUGGCAGAACCGGAGCCCGAACCCGAGCCGGAGCCGGGUGUUGUUGCGACCACGGCAGUAGCAAGCGACCUGGAGGUAGAUGCCGCGGCCUUAGCUGCCGGCGCUGCAGCUGCGCCCUCUGCGCCCGCUACUGCCGCUGACGGCGUGUCCUCGCCGGCGUCGGGCCGGAGGUCUGGUGCCGCUGCGCCGGUAGGCGCCGCCAGGACGCCGCCAGCACCAGCACCAGCUCAGGCACAGGCACAAGCGGCGCCAGCGGCGCCAGCGGCCGCCGGCGCUGCUACCGGCACGCAGCGGCGGGAGACUGGGGAGACCGCAGGUGCGGGUGCGGCGGGGACCGGCGCUAGAACACAGGGUGGCGCCGGCAGCGCUGCUGCGGGCGGCCAUGCGGCUGCGGGCGGCGCCGCGGGGGCCGCUGGGGCGCUGCCUCCUGCCACGUCGCGCCCCAGGUCCUGGGCAGAGCUGGUCGCGCAGGUGGCCGCAGCGACACCGGGGGCAGGUGCGGAAGGCGCAGGUGCAGCGGCAGGGGCGGGUGUCAGGAGGGUAGUCAUCGACCUGGGCGGCGCGGUCCUGGAGGCGCCCGGCCCACGCAUGCCGUGGUCCGGGCCGCCGCCUCCGCCGCCAGUGCUGCACAUCAGGGCGCCCGCCCUGACGCUGCGCAACGGCGGCCUGCGCCUGCCGCCUGGUGGGCGGCUGCUGGUGGAGGCGGCGGGGGUGGCGUUCGAGGACCUGGCCAUCUGCGGCCCCGGCUACCAGCCAUUGCACGUCAAGUGCGAGGCGGGCCUUGUGGAAGUGUGCGCGGCGGGCAGCAGCAUUGGUAUGGACCGAUGCGAGUACCAAAUCCUGCAGAUGCCGCCGGCCCACGGAGCUGCUGGCGGCGGCGGCGGCGGUGGCGGCAGUGGUGGUGGUGCUGGCGGCAUGGGCAGAGGUGCUGGCGGCAAUGCCCGUGGCAGUGGUGGCGGCGGCACUGGUGCCGGCGCCAGUGGUGGGAGUGGUAGCGGUGGCCGUGCCGGCGCCGGCAGGGCAGGCAGUGCAAGCAAGGGGGGAGCCAGGGGGGGCAAGCAAGGCACGCUGCCGGCGGCUCUGGCGCCCCUGCCGCCGCCACUGCCCGGCAGCCGCGCGGCGUGCUCGUGUGUGCUGGUGCGUGGCGGCGCAGCCGCGGAGCUGCGGCAGUGCGUGUUCCAAGACGCGGGCCGUGACGGGCUGCUCGGUAGCGGCGCGGGCGUCAAGCUGGUGGCGGUGGAGUGCAGAGCAACCCGCUGCGCGUCGUCUGGAUUCGCGGUCACGGAGGGCGCGGCGGCGGAGGCGCGACGCUGCCUGGCCACAGGCAACAAGUACUUUGGCUUUUGCUCGGAGGACGCGGGCUCAGCCAUGAAGGUCCAGCCCGGCUGCAUCGCACGCGGCAAUGGCGUAGGCUUUGCAGCUAUCUGCGGCGGCUUCACUCGGGUCGGCAAGCAGCCGAAGCCGAAGCCGCAGUCGCAGCACGCCACCGCCACCAGCUCGGAUGGAGCCGGGCCCAGCAACGCCGCCGCCGCCACCGCCGCCACCGCCGCAGCCAACACCAGCAGUACUGCAGCUGCGGAGGCGGCGGCGCAGUCUGCUGCGCGCAUCGCGCAGUCAGCCUCCCGCUUGCUGCAGGACCGCUCGGUCGCCACGGACCGAGCCGCACAUGACGCGCAGUGGGCUAAGCUGCAGACGGCACUCGUCAAAGUGGGCGCCUGCCUUGCGCUGGACAACGCCGAGCACGGCUACGCGGCGUGCAGGAAGGGCUCGGUGCUGCUUGUGGGCACAGGCUGCAUCUCCCUGGCCAACGGCGAUGGCUUUGCGGCUGUGGAGGGCGGCAAGCUGGAGGCGGGCGGCGGCUGCCUCGCGCUGCGCUCCACAGGCCUGGCCGGGUUUGUGGCCAGCGGGCCGGGGUCGCGGCUGAUGGCGGGGCCAGGCUGCCGCGCGGAGGCGACGACGGAGGGGGCGGGCUACACAGCGAUUGGCGGCGGGAGAGUGGAGCUGGGCGACGACUGCAGAGCCCUGCGUAACAAGCGGCGAGGCUUUGAAGCCGAUCAGCAUAGGAGCUGUCUCACCGCGGGAUCCGGGUGCGUCGCGCAAGACAACGGCGCAGAGGGCUUUGUGGCGGAGCACCGCGGCUCCAUGCGCCUCGGUCCGGGGGCCGCCUCAGAGCGCAACGCCUCCGCCGGCUUUGAGGCACUGGGCGCCGGAGCCAGCCUGCGUGUGGGCGACGGCGCGCGCUCGGCGGGCAACAUGGACGGCUACUUGGCCCUUGAGGGCGGCGAGUUGAAGGCGGGUGCGGUGUGCGUGGCGGCUGACAACCGGCACAGUGGCUUCCGUGCGGAGGAUGCGGGCUCGCUCCUGGAGGCAGGGCCGCACUGCCGCGCUGACGGCAACGGCGAGUCCGGGUUCCUUGCUAUCGCCCGUGCGCGCCUGGACGCCGGCGAGCGCUGUUUGGCGGAGCGCAACAUGCAUGAGGGCUUUUGCGCGGCCGGCGCAACGCUUCAGCUGGGGGCCGGAUGCCGAGCUGUGGCCAACGAGCAAGACGGCUUUGCGGCUUCGAAGCAGGGGGGCAAGCCCGACUCUGAGGCAGGGGUACUCGACGCCUCCGCAGGCGGCUGCGUGGCAGAACGCAACGGCGGCGCGGGCUUCUGUUGCGAGGACGGCGGCUGCACCCUCACCGCCGGCCCGGGCAGUGCCGCGCGCGGCAACCGCGGGGCUGCGGGCUUCCUGGCAGAGGACGGUGGCGCGCUGCAGGUGGCGGAGGGCUGUGCUUCCCGCGCCAAUGCCGGCUGGGGUUACUUGGCGACCGGCAAGGCGUCGACCAUGCGGCUCGCGCAGGGCUGCCAGGAGGCCGCGGAGGCGCCAGGUGGGGAGGACCAGGAGGCGCCCAACAGGUUAGGGGCCGUCAAGGAGGAGAACGGCGGUAAGCUGCUGUAGAUUGCGUGUAGGUGGCAAUGUGGCAUUGUACCCCGCCUGGCUGUCGGGGUCUGAAGUUGUCGCCGGCACGUUAGGUUAUCGUACUGAGGGCUGGAGUUACGCAUACGGUACCGGUAUUUUAGAGAGACUGGCCGCAAUACUACAGGCCGUAGGCAGUUUGGUGCAAUGGAACGCAGUUUGGGACUCUGCGGGACUGAACCAGAGCCGUAGUGAGACGGAUUCCAUGUACCACCGAAUGCGCAUAACCCGCCCCCCAUGUGACGUUCGCUUAGGAGGAUGGGGCUGGGCAAGGGCAUCCUUACUGCGUUGAUAGUCAUUGUAUCAGUUGCUGGAGGGAAGUAUUGUACGAAGUUUGAUUGCUGCAGGUUGGGAACGUCAAUGUGGGGCUGUGCGCGCUCGAUAAUACAGUUGGAAAAUAGGAGGGGUUAUUCGUGCAGACGUUCGUUGGACCGUUGGUGCCACCGGUUGAUUGGGUAGGCACGGUUCUUGACGCGGGAGGCGGAAAGACAUCUGUCCGACAAGCCAGUGCGGACCGUUGCAGGGGGAGAGCGGUCUUGCUGUCCGGAGCAGAGAAGAGGGAGGUAGGGAUUUAUGCAUGACAAAUCAGGCCGUAAGCUGUCUAGGGCUCCUAGAGAUGUAAAGCGCCAAGUCGUGCCAUGGGCCGUGGAAGCUGCCGUGGGUUUUGUGCACACAGUGUUCACGUGCUGGAUGAGAUCGCACCAGUAUUAUUUCAACUUAAUGUUUAUAUGUCUGCAUGGCGACAAACCACCCGAGUUGGU